Messenger RNA from Populus trichocarpa (black cottonwood), 2489 nucleotides. RefSeq names its product AT-hook motif nuclear-localized protein 16. Gene Ontology annotation, biological process: vegetative to reproductive phase transition of meristem. Bases 905 to 1783 code for a protein of 292 amino acids. Gene Ontology annotation, molecular function: minor groove of adenine-thymine-rich DNA binding; DNA-binding transcription factor activity. The transcript has 6 exons. The record is from RefSeq and is a predicted model, not a curated record. NCBI's taxonomy places the organism in Eukaryota, Viridiplantae, Streptophyta, Magnoliopsida, Malpighiales, Salicaceae. Gene Ontology annotation, cellular component: nucleus.
UUUUUUAAAAUUUAUUAAAAUAUUCUUAUCAUUCCGUUUCCUACUCGUAACUAUCUUAAUUUAAAAUUACUCUCCGACACUGUAAAAAAUUUUCCCCCACCCACACUGAAAAUAAGAGCUUAAAUUUUCUUCACUUUCUUGAGGGAGGGGUUGUAUGCUUUCCGUGUCAACAGAUUAUAACCGUUAGCAUGUGAAGCGUGUCAAAACAGAAGAUUGCAUUUCAACAGAUGAAGGAGACACAAGAAUCAAAGGUCUGGGGUAAAAACAAUGGUUUUUGCGGAGCUAAAGUUGGUGGUGAAUAUAAUGUUGGACAUGUACCAUCUCAAAUCAGCUGUAAUGGUGUGUUGAUUAUCCUGAACAAUGUCAGACGCUUGUGGUGGCUGAAUUGGUGAUAUUGAGUUGGAUUUGAAAUUGCAUGUUCUUAACAUGUGAACUCGUGUCCUCCUGGCAGACCUUGGUAAAGCUGCAUAUAGGAAAGAGAAUGGGCUGGGUGCUCCUCCGGGGCCUUCUUCAUCAACUUUGAUAUAUUAUGUGAAAACUGCAAAUGAGCAGCCUUCAUGCAACAGUGAUUUUUGCAAUGUUGAUGGCAGAAGGCAAGCUACAGGAACUGGUGAUACCAUUCCUUCAUAUGCACAAAUGUCAUCAGGAACCCAAGCUGCUUGUUCAGGAGUUACUGCAGGACAUGUUUCUAUGGCUAACAUUGUUAGGAUGGGUAGGCCGUACAAUAAGGGUUCCCAAAUUACAUAAGUGACAUCCUAUGCUCCUCAAGAUGUGGUAGAUUCAGUAAGCUCAUCCCAGUACUGUCGUAAACCUUCAUGCGAUUCUUCUCCCUCUCCACCAGUAAUGCACCAAGGUCUGCAAUGUUCACGUCCUUCUCAAGUGCCUGAGACAAUUCACCAUUCUCAUGUUAGUGCGAGCUUUCAUGAUGAAUGGCCUGUGUUUGAUCAGCAAACAGCUGCUGGUGGGUCAUAUACCUUUAAAGUGUCUAAUGCCUCCAGCACUGAGAUGUUUUCUAAUUCAAUCUUGCUUAUAUGAAGAUGGGACUAAUUUGACUGAAGACCGCCAAUUGGAGGAGGUCCAAGUAUCAGAGAGUGAUGCCGCUAACAAGAAUCCAGUUUCUAAUUGUGCUGAAUCUGCUUUUCCAUGUAGAAGACAGGAAAAUGUGAAUAGUGCUGUAGGUGAUUCUUGUUGGGGUGAUGGUUUACUGAGGGAUACAAGUUAUGAUUCUCGGAGACGCAUGAAUGAUCGUUGGGAAGGAACUGGUAGUGGCGUCCAAUUACCUUUCCCAAAUGUUGCUGCACCUUUGAACGAUGAAGUAUCAUCAGCUGCUGCGGACUUGCAGCAGCUAAGUUUGGGGAAGGAGGAACCUGCAGUGCCUCCAUCUGAGGAUAAUCAUGCAGUGUUGUUUCCUGAGUAUAUGCAAGCCUUAGCCGCGGACUUCUCACAUUUGAGUUUCGGUACAUACAAAUCUGGGACUUAUCAUGCAGUUUCUGUACCACUAGCACUGACUCCCGCAAAGAGUAACUUGGAGAAGGCUUCUGCAGCAGCAAAUGGUCCAUCCCCUCCAUGCAAGGAGAUUAGGCGUGAGUCUUUCAGCUUGAUUCCAGUUCUGAGUCGGAGUGCUUUUUCUCUAUCCGUGUCAUGUUCACCAACACUGCCUGGUGUCACUCUUGCCCCACAACCCGCACUUUCCCAGCAUCUUUCAGCAAAUUUGUCCUCUCAACCAGCUGUACCUGACCAAUUUGACUGGCUAUCCUGCAAUGGCUCAGAACCAUGCUCAUAAUCCAUCUGCUUUUCGUCAAGCAUAUCAAGAUAACAGCGUGUUCCAUCAUUCCUUGUCAAGCAUGGGCUACAGCCACCCGCAAUACAAAACAGGUGCUUCCAGGAGAAAUUUCCCCUUGUCUGAUGUGAACAUUUCUGGUUAUGGAGGUUUUGGGAGCGCUGCCAACUUUCCUGGAGCCAUUUUGCAAGCUGCUGCCUCAGCUGGUUCUGCAGGUGGCCAUGAUUUUUUGCUUUCUCAGCAUCAAGAGAGAAAUGAUUUCACCACACUUCAUCAGAAUGAUGGCUCUUCAAGAAUGAUGUUCACUCUCCCAGACAACGGAUAUUUCAGUUUGCCAGGACUGUUUUCUGGACAUCCAAAAGGUCAGCAGCAGCAGUCACAGGAUUGAUUAUAGGUCCUUAUCAACAAGGUCAGCAGCUCUCACAGGAUUAUGGUGCUCUAUUUCAUUCAAAUGCAUAUCAUUCUCAAGUCGGAAGUCCACCAGAACCACAUCAAAGCCUUAGUGAUCUUAGUUUUAGUAGUUCUCGAGGGCCAGUACCCAAGGUAGCAGAGCUACUAAUGGUUAUAGGUUAUCAUCUAAUUAAUUACCCAACUUUGUCUGAACAGCUGCUGAUGGGUUUCUGUAGCUCUUUUUUUGUAGCGAGUGAAAAAGUGGCAAAUUAAGUUUGUUUUUGCAGUAAAAAGUUCAUUGAUUUUGAGGGUCCGGAUC